This is a messenger RNA of Chironomus riparius, 996 nucleotides long. Lineage: Eukaryota; Metazoa; Arthropoda; Insecta; Diptera; Chironomidae. The record is from the annotation of a GenBank genome assembly.
AUUUACUUCCAUCCAGACAUUAAAUGUCACUUCUAUUUGAUAUGUUUGCCAGAUUUAGAGACAUUCUAAAGUCUGCGUAUAGUUACAAGGAAGCACUUGAGCGGGAAAAUUUGACACAGGAAACUGUAAAUUUGUUGAGAGAUAAACUCAAAAGUUCAAAAGUUGUGCCUCAAUCUUUGGCUGACAAACAGCUGAUCUUUUUUCUAACCACGUACAAGAAUGACGUUGAUAAAAGUGCGGCACUACUUGAAAGCUGCUACAAACUUAAACGAUCAGCACCGGAAUUUUUUAAAGAUCGUGAUGUUGACGCAAAAGAUAUCCAGAACUGUCUAGACAAUCAAUACUACAUCACACUUCCUGUAACACCUGACAAUCACAUGCUUAUUUAUCAUAGUCUUAAGAAUAAUGACCCAAAUAGUUACAAUUUUGACUCAGCUGCAAAGACUUUUAUCAUGAUGAAUGAAGCAUACAACUACUAUCAUGGACCACGACCGGAGGUAAUUUAUUUGUUCGAUUUGAAAGGCUUGAGUUUUCGUUUUCUUUUCAAGCCAAGCGUUUCAACAAUGAGAAAAGGAAUUAAAUUUCUUGAAGGAGGAAUGCCUUACAACAUCAAAGCAGUUCAUGUUUUCAAUACAGUUUCGUUCUUUGAUUGGAUAAUCGCAAUCGUGAAACCACUGCUAAACUCAGAACUUCUAGAAAAGCUCCAUCUACACCACUCAGACCUCGACUAUGAUAAAUUCCAUGAGCAAUAUGUCCCAAAAACUCAUUUACCAAAAGAAUAUGGUGGAACUUUAGGAACACUAGAAGAAUUACAGCAACAAAGCAGAGAACGACUAAUGAACCUCAAAGACUACUUCAUCUACGAAGAACAACAAUCAAAUUUCGAAUUUGAUCAAUUUGUGGACGAGCAUCUUUAUGAAAUUCAAAAUGUUGAUUAAAAAAUUUAAUAAAUCAAUUUAUUUUACAAGCUUUUUGAUUGAAAUUUCUUUUAAUUAC